Trichomycterus rosablanca is the source of this 2481-nucleotide messenger RNA. RefSeq names its product Rho guanine nucleotide exchange factor (GEF) 16 (gene arhgef16). NCBI's taxonomy places the organism in Eukaryota, Metazoa, Chordata, Actinopteri, Siluriformes, Trichomycteridae. The record is from RefSeq and is a predicted model, not a curated record. Gene Ontology annotation, molecular function: protein binding; guanyl-nucleotide exchange factor activity. Bases 182 to 2194 code for a protein of 670 amino acids. Gene Ontology annotation, biological process: activation of GTPase activity. The transcript has 15 exons.
CUCGAAAACAAUUAACGAAAAGUUUCCAAAAAACCUGUUUUUUUGCGCCAAAGUGGAUGUGCACCACCUGCUUUUGUAGGCUACUACAAUGGUUUGCUGAAGACCCUGGGCUGAUGAUACCCAAGUAACAAAAACUCUACAGUGCCUCCAUUCUUAAAUAAAACAGCUGUGCAAGCCUAUCAUGUCUAACCGACAAUCCCAGACAUCUAUGGGGGACCAGUCCCCCCUCCUACUGGACAGCAUGUUCUCCUCACAGCUUCAGCUGGACAGCCAGCGAGUCCGAUCCUCCUCAAGCACAGAUCUUUCAGUACCUGAGCCAUCUCCAAAGCCGUCCAUAAUCCUCAGCACCCAGAGCGAAGCAGCUCGGAAGCUCGGAACUCAGCAGCUCAUCCCCAAGAACCUUGCAGUCAGUAGUCGACCAAAGAACCGACACCACACAACGGUGGUCACACUGCCCGUGGCUCGUGAGGCUCAGAAGAAAGCCCAGCGCUUCUCACACGAGCCUGACCUCUCGUGGGAGGACUACGACAGUGACGACGGUGGAUCCUCUAUAAGCAGAAACCGCAGGAACAAGUCGUACCGGGCUGCUGUUACCAGUCUGGACACGGAAUUGGACUGUAAGCAGGAUCUGCUGCAGCCAAUUGCUGAGGAGAAAAACAACAAAAUGCCCAGCCCCAAGCCAAGUGCCAGAUUAGGACCCAAGAGAACCUUGGGUAGAAAGAGGAACCAGAAAUAUGGUGGAUCAUUCAAGGAUGAUCCACGGCUAUACCAGGAGAUCAAGGAACGAGGUCUACAGCCCAACAUCCUGGGCCCAGAGGACGAUGAGUUUGCCCAAGUGCCAGAGGAGGACCAGGGCAUUGUGGUCAAAAACUACAAAGCAGCAUACAUCACAUGGAGUCAGCUUCCUCAGGUGCAGGAGUUGGGCAUUCUGGAAAACAUCUCACCUGAAGAGCGUAAGAGGCAAGAGGCUAUCUUUGAGAUCAUGACGUCCGAGUACUCCUACCUGCACAGCUUGAGCGUCCUGGUGCGCAACUUUAAGUCCAGUGAAGCUUUGAAAAAGACCAUGACUGCAACCGAACACCAUCACCUGUUUUCCAACAUUUCUGUCAUCUACACAAUCAGCAAACGCUUUUUCGAGGAUCUCGAAAGGCGUCACCAGGUAAAUCCUGUCAUUCAGGACAUCAGCGACAUCGCUCAGAACCAUGCUGCCAAUUACUUUGAACCGUACAUUGUAUAUUGCUCCAAUGAGACCUUCCAGCAGAGGACACUGCAAAAACUACUCGCGAGCAACACUGCCUUCAAGGAGGUGCUAAAGCAGAUUGAGAUCAGUCCUGAAUGUGGAGGACUUCCCAUGAUUUCCUUCCUUAUUCUGCCUAUGCAGAGAGUCACCCGUCUGCCCCUGCUGAUGGAUACCAUCUGUCAGAAAACAACCAAGCAGACCACUGCAUUCUACGCAGCUCGCUGGGCAUUUAAGGAGAUCAGUAAGCUGGUAAAAAGCUGCAAUGAUGGAGCUCGGAGGAUGGAGCGCACAGAGCAGAUGUACACCAUCCAGAAACAGAUGGACUUUGGAAAGAUUAAGCCUUUCCCAUUAGUGUCAGCGUCACGUUGGCUGCUGAAGAGAGGAGAACUGGCUGUGUACACUGAAGAGCACGGUAUCUUCAGAAAAGCCUUUGGCCAUAAGAGCUAUUACCUUUUCCUGUUCAAUGAUGUACUCAUCGUCACCAGAAAAAAGAGUGAAGAGAACUAUGUGGUGUUCGACUAUGCCACUUCAACAAAUGUUGAGGUAGAAGAGGAGCAGGGAGAAAAGCCUUAUCUGCGUCUGGAGAUGAAUCCUAACUGUGAGGGCCGCUGUGAGCAGAUGGCACUGGUAGCCGAAACCAAGUUGGACAGGGCAAGGUGGGUCACGGCUUUGCGCAGGCAUAAGAAAGGCGAGAGUUCGCCUGAUAAAGAUGUCUUGCUUCAGUACGAGGUGACGAAGGCCUAUAUGCCCAAAGGACCAGACGAGCUAAGUCUCCAGCAGGCUGAAGUGGUCAUUGUGCUGCAGGAGGUUGAUGGUUGGUGCUAUGGAGAAAGAAUGAGGAAUGGAGACAAAGGCUGGUUUCCAGCUAGCUGUACCACACAGAUCACCGAUCGCACCACACUGGAAUCAAACAUUCAGCGUAUGGAACGUCUACGCAAAGAGACAGAUGUCUGAUUAUACACCCAAGUAUGCCACAUCUGUCAGUCUAAUGAACUUCAUAUUAUAUGGUUUCUACAUCACCAUGAAUUGUAAAGUGACGUGUGAAUUUUUAUUAGUGUAAAUGAAUUUUAGUAUGAAUAUUUUUUGAAAGAUGUUAUCAGAAAGCUCAAGCUUUGAAAGAAAAACCAUGGCAAGAGUUCGUCUUUGCUUUUUUUUAUUUUGAGCUUGCCUUUUGUUAAAAUUCAUGUUUGAAUACAUAAAAAGUCAUUUUAAAAAUGUCAAACUGACCAGAUAUCAAAUUA